UGUUGAAGCAGGUGUAAUGAACAGUUUGUCAGUGAUGGAGGGAGAUUCAGUCACUCUACACACUGACACUGACACACAGAGAAAUGAUGCAGUGAUACAGUGGAUGUUUGGAGCUCAAAACCCAGAUAUUGUCAUUGCUGAAAUCAAUAGCGAUGCACAGAUCAAUGAUGUUUCUGAUGAGAGAUUCAGAGACAGAGUGAAGAUGGACAGUCAGACUGGAUCUCUCACCAUCACAAACAUCAGAACCACAGACUCUGGACUUUAUAAAGUAGAAAUCACCACAAAUUCAGAAGCAGAGAAAACGUUCAAUGUUACUGUCUAUGCUCUUCUUCCUGUUCCUGUCAUCAUCAGUGACUCUUCACAAUGCUCUUCAUCUUCUGAGAGUUCAUCAGUGUCUAAAUGUUCACUGCUGUGUUCAGUGGUGAAUGUGAGUCAUGUGACUCUCUCCUGGUUCAAAGGAAACAGUUUAAUCUCCAGCAUCAGUGUGUCUGAUCUGAGUAUCAGUCUCUCUUUAUCUCUGGAGGUGGAACAUCAGGAUAAAAACACCUACAGCUGUGUGCUGAACAACAACAUCAGCAACCAGACCAAACAUCUGGACAUCAGUCCACUCUGUCAGCCCUGUGCACCAUCAAUGCUGAAAG
Molecule: messenger RNA, 641 nt
Organism: Cyprinus carpio (common carp)
Lineage: Eukaryota; Metazoa; Chordata; Actinopteri; Cypriniformes; Cyprinidae
Product: CD48 antigen-like
Exons: 2
Source: RefSeq, a predicted model, not a curated record